AUGACCGGGCGUCGCCGCCGAGCGUCCACGUCGAGUGUCGACACCGAAGACGAAAGAAAGGUGUCGUGGUGCAAAGAAAAAUCGGUUCUGCGAUUCAACCACUCCGGUGUCGACCCAGAGACCUGCUUUGAACUCAAGAACGCUAUUGUUCUAAACAAAGAUGGGCAAACUCUUGAAAACGCACUUGAUGUGGCUACCCGCGGGCCCUAUAUCAUCCGCGGUACUCUUCUUGUGGAGGACCCAGCGCAGAAGGCGCACCUUAUCAUGAAAGUCCGCAGAUCGAUCGAGUUGGAAGUCACGAAAUGCGAACUGUACUCUAUUGGAGAAGACGAGAAUGGCUCACCGAUCAUCUGGGUCGCCGGCACAUGUGCUUGGUUUGAGCUCAACCCGUCAAAAGCAUACGCACCCAUCUACAGACAGAUGCGAGAGGCCGUGGUGCUCUAUUAUCGUCUACUGGCUAUCUAUAGCGAGAGACAGCCUAAGAAAGCAAAAAAGGGCAAAAAGGAUAUUGAGAGGGAUCUCUAUCAGGUCUUCCACGAGUAUGCCACUAGGAUCGGAGACGGCUCGACACUCGAAGAAGUUAUUUCACGAUGCGAUCAACAUGCAUCAUUUUUGAUCUCACAGUGCACUCAAGAUAGUAGUGAACUCGAUUGGCGAAAUACCCCUUUCUACCAAUGGCUGACCAAAAGACACAAGGAUACUUACGACAAGGAAAUUGAGCGCCUGAAUAAACCGCGUCAACCUCUGCGAUCCCCUUCCAUGGAAAUCAUCGAGCCAUCAGCGCCAUCAGUACCUCAGGCACUCCCCUCGCGGACUCGUAACGGCUCCUCAGCUACAUCAGUCGCCCUUAGCAAUGCUACGCCAGAAAUCAUCGAAAUCGAGGCCAGCCCGCCACCACAACGAGCAUCGCGGUCACGCUCAACUAGUCGCAGAGCCGACCAUGAAAUUAUCGAUUUGGUGAGCUCUACUCAAAUCUCGAGGGACACGUCGGCGAUCCCAAGACCGACCAGCGUUCAUUCAUCAACAAGCACACCAUCAUUUACCCCUCACAUGAGUGACAUGUCCUCCUCAGUAACUGGCGCGAAUGAGACUCCCUUCCAGAGUGUCCUAAACGCUAUUGAGCAGGUAUAUGCGGAUACUGCACACUCGAAAGCUGGCCUCACUCUGUCGGCUGCUAUGAAUAAGCUCUGGACGAAAUACAGAUUUCCCUACCACAAGAGCGACCAAAAAGCAGCCUACAGAGUCCCAAUUGAGGAAGUACUUCACUACAAUGCGGGCGCUCUGCUUGAGGCACUUGACAUAGACAAGUACAAGGAGCAUGGUUUCUACACAUGGCUCGUAGAGACGUCUGGGAAGCCAUUUCACCCUGUAGCCAUCAGGCCAUCCGAUUUCCCAUUUCGCUUAGUACGACGCAAGCAAUCGAGCAAUGCGAAUUCUAACAAGUUGGCUCAGCCACCACCCCUGGCACAAAUCGGAACACCUAAGGGGCCGGCCAAUGAAGAAUUCUCAAGUCCCGCUCGUUCAUCACCAGCUGGCAAAAGCAUCAGAAGACCAGGCCGUCCAUCUGGUGUAAAGUCUAGCCUUCGUUUGGCAGCCGCCUCUAGAAAGCGAGCUCACUCUGAUGUGGACAGUGACUCACACGACGAAGGCGCAGAGCCGAAAAGAUCACAUUAUUUUUCCGACGAGGACGAUGCAAUUGAAAACGAAGGCCAGCGGGGUUUGUCUGAGGAUGAGCGGGCCCCCAGUUCGUCCGAGGAACUUGUCAAGAUUUUCCUCAGAGCAGACAACAUACCGACAACUGUUCCACGGGGCCCUGACGAAACCUGGGUUUGCGAAGAAAACGAUUGCGGAUACAUAGUCCGCGGUGGUGAUGUCCAAGACUGUGGUGAACGUAUCAGGCAACACUUUAACGAGCACGAGCAACAGAUGAACCGCGUGAGUCUCGCAAUGACAGAAGGUUCGCGCGGUCAUCUACCGGUCAAGUAUGUACUUUUUAAGCCUUUCCUUAUACUCGUCGAGUUAAACCAAUCUCACGCCUUUCCCGCCCCAAAACCCCGAACCCCUAGCCCAGAAACGGUGGAUGAAGUCAACACCGCAGCCUCGACGCCAACCUUGACCAACAGCCCUGUGAGAGUUCACUUAUACCAGUCUCAGACUCCUAUAUCAUCCCCCAAAGCUCCUAUACCUAUUACCACUCCUAAUUUCAGAUCGAUGGUGGACGAAUUCCGAAGACGCCCCCACCCCGUGUCAGACAACAUUGAUCGACUAACACUUAGAAAAUAG
Messenger RNA from Fusarium pseudograminearum CS3096, 2283 nucleotides. RefSeq lists its product as uncharacterized. Bases 1 to 2283 code for a protein of 760 amino acids. The transcript has 4 exons. The record is from RefSeq and is a predicted model, not a curated record. NCBI's taxonomy places the organism in Eukaryota, Fungi, Ascomycota, Sordariomycetes, Hypocreales, Nectriaceae.